Molecule: messenger RNA, 2671 nt
Organism: Labrus mixtus (cuckoo wrasse)
Lineage: Eukaryota; Metazoa; Chordata; Actinopteri; Labriformes; Labridae
Product: hepatoma-derived growth factor-like
Exons: 6
Coding region: 342-1013 (223 amino acids)
Biological process (GO): regulation of transcription by RNA polymerase II
Cellular component (GO): nucleus
Molecular function (GO): double-stranded DNA binding; transcription coregulator activity
Source: RefSeq, a predicted model, not a curated record
CUUCACCUGGUGCUGGGGGCGCGUCUGCAAAGUGGGAAGCGGGUUUCGUUUUCAAACCCAAACAGUGCGAGGGAAGAGCAAGUGGAUCAUGCGUUAACGUUACAACAAAAACCUCCAGACAUCCAGUUGUUACAUUUCAACGUUACUAGCAGGUUACGCGGGAGUAAGUACGCGGGAAAAGUAACCCGCGGCGUCUAAGCUCCAGUUUUUCCGCGCCUGGUUAUUUUGGAUGUUAAACUGAGAAUCGGAUUGUGAGCUGCAGCUGCUGACCACUCCGGAUACAACACUGCUUUCAUUCAAUAUAUUCUUGACACUAAAAGCCUUUUUUUCUGCAAAGAAACAUGCCGAGGUCCAACAGGCAAAGAGAAUACAAACCUGGAGAUCUUGUAUUUGCUAAAAUGAAGGGAUAUCCACACUGGCCUGCGAGGAUUGACGAGUUACCUGAAGGAGCUGUGAAGUCUCCCUCAAACAAGUAUCAGGUGUUCUUUUUUGGAACGCAUGAGACGGCGUUCCUCGGGGCUAAAGACUUGUUACCGUAUGAUGAGAAUAAGGAGAAGCUUGGAAAACCAAACAAGAGGAAAGGCUUCUCUGAGGGACUCUGGGAGAUAGAGAACAACCCCACUGUCACGCAUGAAGGCAGCAAGUCAUCAAAGAAAGAGAAUGCAUCAGAACCAGCAGGGGAUACCGGUGGUUCAGAGAAAGCUGAAGCUGAAGGCAGCAGCGACGAGGAUGAAGGGGCCCUGGUCAUCGACGAGAAGAACGAGAGGGGAGGAGCCAAGCGAAAAGCAGAGGAGUCCACAGAGGCUUCAUCCAAGCGGCCGAAAGAUCCAGAGGCAGGAGGUGACUCUAAAGUAGACGGCAACAAGUUGAACACAGAGCCAAAGCUCAAUGAUGUGGCAGCUCCUAAGGCGUUGGCUCCCUCCUCUCAGAGCGAGUCGAAAACAGAGAACCAGGAGAACGCUGUGGCAGGAGGCAAGCUCACAGCCGAGAAGCCUGUGACAGACAGUGCUUAACGUCAAAACCCACAGGAGAAGACCAAGAACCUUCUACGCUUUUCUCUGGAAUUUGAGCGUCAACGUGUUUACCUGCGGGGUACCAGGUUUCAGUUGUUUAAUUAAUACAAGAAUUUAAGAAAAAAAAUAACCUGAGUGUUUAUAUUGAGACAUCAACAAAUCCUCAUAUGCCAUUUUUGGGAUAUCAUAUAUCCCAGAAACAAAACAAAAAAAACACAACAAAGUUUGCUAAUCUGAUUUCAAACAAUUACAAGGAGCACAGUGAGGCUCAUUUAUAACGGGAUUUUUGUGUGUAUAUAUAUUUUUUAUUUCUAAGUGCAAUUACAAAAAUUACAAAGACUGAAUGCUCGGUGUCAAAAAAAAAAACAAACACAUUUCAGGUCCGAGGGAAAACAACUGAAUAUAUGAUAAUAAAAAAAGGAGAACAUUUUAACCACACAAAAAAAAGAGAAAAGCUCCAAUUUGAUGGUUUUAAAAGAUAGAUACAAAUUGUCACACAUGUUCAGAGCUUUAGUUCAUAGAUUUAAAAUAAAAAAUCACUUUCAUCUGUUUAGUCUAGCUUCUCCGCUUCAUCUUCAAUCAUACAUUCAGACAGUGGAUUCAUGAUAAGUUGCACCUUAAGAGUCCCCCCCCCCUCUCUUCCCUCCCCUCUUUUAUCAUUCUAGUUCUCUGUAUUUUCUGCAACACAGGUUUUAUUGCUAUGGUAUAGUUUGUGCUUCAAGCAGGUGACCAAAUAAUUUGCUUCAUUAAACCAGAAUAAAAAAUAUAACGUCCAUUGAUGGAGAUACUAUUUUAGGAUUGAGACAAAGCCCCUCUGUAACGUUGUUUGCUGACGUGUUUAUUGAAAGCUGAAAGACAUUCCUGAAUGUUGCUGGCUCUUGAUGUUUGAAAGUCGAGCUGUGCUGUCUGUCGGUGGUAAAAAAACUAAAAAUCCAUCACUACGUUUACGGAAACAUUUUCUCUGUCAAAUUCUUUAAAUCCAUUAACGUCAUCUUUCAAUUUCUAUAUUCAGCUCAUGUGAAUGCUGCCAUUGCUUGAUACUGGAGGUGUAAUUGUGAAGAAUUGCAUACAGUAAUUGAUUGUACCAAAAAUUUUCCACUUUUUUUUUCAGCUUUGACAAUGCCAAUUUAUCUAACACACAUUGAGAAAUGACGAGAGUAAUCCACCCUUUUUUUGUAACGUUUGUUUCUAAGCCCUCUUGACUGGAAUACGAGGCUAUUUAACUUCAAUGGUCUGAUUGUUCUUGGUGUGAAACUAAAGUUGUGAUGUUUUACAGAUGUGUUUUAUUUCUUUAUCUGUGUAGAAAAACAUGGUGUGUUGUUUCUGUUCAAGGAUCAAAACGUUUUCUAAACGCUCUCCCCGCUCAUCCAUGUUACCAGGAGUUCAUCGCUUGAGUGUGCAUUUGUGUAUUUGGCAAAGUGAGCCCACGGUAAAAAAUGAUAAACCUAAGUGAAAUCUCAGCUUUGAAACGUGACAACAAUCCUGACUGCUGAUAAACGAACAAAGUGGCCUGCUAAAAUCUGGAGUUUUCACAGUGUGAUUCUUGAUUUGGAUUUCACUGUUACUUUUGGAAGUUGUCUUUCAUCUUAAUCUGCUGCUUAGUUCACUGUUGUAGCUGCCAGUUCAUUUAAUAAACUUGUCAAUUACAGAAAAAAAAA